AUGGCUGAUGGAGCUUCGCCAGCUAAGAAACAAAAACAAGAUACUACAGAUUUGCCAGAAUGUCCAUAUGGAGCCAGAUGUUACCGAAAAAAUCCGCAACAUUUUACAGAAUUUUCACACACAGCAGCAGCAGCAGUAACAUCAGCUGUACUUCCUCCCUGCAGGUAUGGAGUCAGCUGUUACAGAAAAAAUCUCCUCCAUUUUGCUGAAUUUUCUCAUCCGACAUCCCAUACCUCAGCUGCUACCAAUGAUGGCGGAAGCGACACUGAAGUUUAUGAUUCUGAUGAAGGAGAGAAAUCAAACGAAAAAUCCAGCAAAAAGCCAGAUAUUCUCAGCAAAGAUUUGUCUCUUGUAAAGAGAUUCUCCAAACUGACAGACGAGGAGCAAUUAGAGAAGGCCAAGAAAAUUGUUGAGGAUAAAAAUAGGGAGCUUGAACAAUUGCAGAAGCAGAUGCACAGUGGGCUACUAAUGGUUGAAGGUGAGGAAGAGGCCUUGAAGAAGUCGCAAACUACUUACUUCAGUUUGUUACCAGAACGAGCGUACAAAGAAGGGUCAGCAAGCCAGAUUCACUUCCGUUUGGCCGAGUCCCAGUUCUAUAGACUCAUGACUGGUGACUGCGCUAAAAAAACCCGUGUCACAAAAGUGGAGUACGUAGUGAGCCCACAUGUUGUCAAGAGAUUCAG
This is a messenger RNA of Candidula unifasciata, 683 nucleotides long. The record is from the annotation of a GenBank genome assembly. Lineage: Eukaryota; Metazoa; Mollusca; Gastropoda; Stylommatophora; Geomitridae.